Messenger RNA from Oldenlandia corymbosa var. corymbosa, 1858 nucleotides. NCBI's taxonomy places the organism in Eukaryota, Viridiplantae, Streptophyta, Magnoliopsida, Gentianales, Rubiaceae. The record is from the annotation of a GenBank genome assembly.
CAAAACGGAGAGAGUUAAUCUGCCUCUUCUACAGCAGCUAAACAAACGUUUUCACCAAAAACCAGAUAAAAACCCAAACGCAUGCAUGAUGCAUUCAUUCAGCACUAUUUAAACCCGCCUCCCGUUUCAUCAAUCUUCUACAAAUCACCAGUUUCAGGCUUCUUCCUACCACUCAAAAUCGUCGCAGAAAAAAAACAAAAAAAUAUGGGGGAAGAACAUUCAUCCAGGGAAUUCUCCGGCGGUGAUAUUCAUGUUGUUAUGUUCCCAUUUUUCGCCUUUGGUCACAUCAGCCCAUUUGUCCAAUUAACCAAGAAACUCUCCUCUCAUGGUGUUAAAAUCUCUUUCUUCUCAGCUUCCGGUAACGUCAACCGCAUCGAAUCGAUGCUUAAUCCAAAUCCCACCACCCAAAUCAUCCCUCUGACUCUCCCGCCGGUGGAGGGUCUUCCCCCGGGACUCGAAAGCACCGCAGAUCUUUCCCCUUCUCAGGCGGAGCUCCUUAAGGUGGCUCUUGACCUCAUGCAGCCCCAGAUCAAGGCAAUCUUAUCAGAGCUCAAACCCCAUUUCGUGGUUUUCGAUUUUGCUCAAGAAUGGCUCCCUCCUUUAGCUUCUGAAUUGGGCAUCAAAACGGUGUUUUACUCUGUUUUCGUUGCUCUGUCCACCGCUUACCUCACCUCUCCGGCGAGGAUUCCCGACGAAUCACCCAAAAGGUAUCCGACCCUCGAAGAAUUGUUAAAACCUCCGCCUGGAUUCCCCAAUACCUCCAUCACUUCGGUGAAAACUUUCGAAGCUCGAGAUUUUCUGUAUUUGUACAAGAGCUUCCAUGGCGGCGCCACCGUGUACGACCGUGUCCUCAGGGGACUGACGGGCUGUGACGUCAUCCUUGCGAAGACGUGUAAUGAAAUGGAAGGCCCAUAUGUUGACUUCGUAAAGAAACAGUUCAACAAGCCGGUUCUUCUAGUGGGUCCUGGAGUUCCGGAUCCCCGGCCCGAGCCUCUGGAGGAGAAAUGGGCUAAUUGGCUGGCGAAAUUCGAGCCCAAAUCUGUCAUAUACUGUUCAUUCGGGAGUGAAACGUUUCUGAGUGAUGCCCAGAUGAAGGAACUGCUUCUUGGGUUGGAUCUCACCGGUCUUCCUUUCUUCGUCGUCUUGAAUUUUCCGGCCAACGUGAACGUAUCGGAAGAGCUAAACAGAGUCCUUCCGGAUGGGUUUUUGGAGAAGGUGAAGGAUAAGGCCGUGAUUCACACUGGUUGGGUCCAACAACAGCAGAUUCUGGCCCACGAGAGUGUGGGCUGUUACGUUUUCCAUGCAGGCUUUAGCUCGGUGAUUGAGGCCAUCGUGAAUGAUUGCCAGUUGGUGUUGUUGCCCAUUAGAGGGGAUCAGUUACUGAACUCUAAGCUGGUUUGUUGUGAUCUGAAAGCUGGGGUGGAGGUUAAUAGGCGAGAUGAAGAUGGGUAUUUUGACAAAGACGACAUAAAGAAGGGUGUUGAAAAUGUGAUGAAGGACAUUGACAAAGAACCAGCCCAAUCCAUUCGGACUAAUCAUUCAAAAUGGAAGGAGUUUCUUCAGAAUUCUGAUAUCCAGAAGAAAUUCAUAGAUGAUUUGGUGAAGGAGCUGAGACAAAUUGUCAAAGUGUGAUGAUGUGCAAUUUGUGUUUUUGUUUUGUGUUUUUUUGUUGUUGUUUUUGUAAUCUGCAACUUUUUUUCCUUUUUUUUUUUUCUGGCCUCCAGGUUUUGGCUAAUGAUGUGAACAUUAAUUAGUAAUAUUAGUUUGUUGGGUCAUGCUCGAGUGACAUUUCCUGGUUAAAACAUUAGUAGUACGGAGUUUUUGUUUGUUGGUUGAUCGUGCUUGAGUAACAUUUCCA